Gekko japonicus is the source of this 2581-nucleotide messenger RNA. It is a transcript of the gene SCYL3, whose product is annotated as SCY1-like, kinase-like 3. The transcript has 13 exons. Bases 244 to 2415 code for a protein of 723 amino acids. NCBI's taxonomy places the organism in Eukaryota, Metazoa, Chordata, Lepidosauria, Squamata, Gekkonidae. The record is from RefSeq and is a predicted model, not a curated record. Gene Ontology annotation, biological process: protein phosphorylation. Gene Ontology annotation, molecular function: protein kinase activity; ATP binding.
AGCAUGCCAGGGUUGUGCUGCCAGCAAGAGACUGUCAGACAAAUGUCUUGAACUCAGGAGAGAGCUGCUUCUGUUGUCUUCUCAGCCAAGAAGAAAGGAUCAACUUGGGCAGCCCAUAGGGAUAGAUGGAAAUUUCAGCAUCAGGCUCCAGAGACAAAUCCCUAAGGGGGAUUUGCACAGCUUCUCUUGACGCCAGAAGAAGAAAUAAGAAGCCCCCGCAAAACGGCUUGAGCGUACAGGGUAAUGGGCUCGGAGAACAGCACUUUAAAGCGUGAUGCACUGGAAGAGCCACCGUUCACGCUGCCAUCCGGAGUCAACAUUUACCCAGCAGCGCUUCAGCAGGGCAAACUCGCCUCUGUCUUUGUGUACAAGAGUGAGAACGAAGACAACGUUAACAAAGCUGCCAAGCAUCUGAAAACUCUGCGCCACCCUUGCCUCCUGCGCUUCCUCUCUUGCACUGUGGAAAUCAAUGGGAUCCACUUGGUCACGGAGCGUGUGCAGCCCGUGGAGAAGGUCCUGGAGAACCUCUCUUCUUCCGAGAUAUGUGCCGGAAUCUAUGACAUUUUGCAAGCUCUUGUCUUCCUCCACGAUAGAGGAACCCUGACACACAACAAUGUCUGCCUGUCGUCGGUGUUUGUGAGCGAGGAUGGGCACUGGAAGCUAGGCGGCAUGGAAACCGUCUGCAACCAGAAUGAAGCUAUGGCAGAGUUUCUGCGUAGUAUCGAGUCAGUACGAGAGAAGAUGGGCAUCCCACCUGAAGAAAUGCGUGCAGGGUUCCAACGUCUUCCAGAGGGCCAGGGCCAUGCCCGGGACGCCUAUUCAUUCGGGGCAAUGGUCGAAAACUUGCUGACUUUUUUAAACGAAGAGGUUUCAGAGGAUGUUCUCUUCAGCUUUCAGCAAACUGUGCGCUCUGUUCUGCUAAAUCCAGAUCCAAUGUGCCGGCCACCACUAUCCACUUUGUUGUCUCAUGAAUUCUUUAGAUUUCUGCUGGACAGAGUCGCCGGCUUGUCGGAGAAGCUGAUAGCUUUGCGGCUGGUGCCUCUCCUGCUCAAUCAGCUUGUGUUUGCUGAGCCUGUCGCCGUCAAGAGCUUCCUCCCCCACCUCCUGGGGCCAAGGAUGGAUAAAGUGGGUGAGAAUCAAAUCAAUGGCCUGCUUUCUCCAGCGAUGUUCCAGGCGCAUGUCAGCCCGGUGCUGCUGAAGCUCUUCGAGGUGCAUGAGGAGCAUGUGCGGAUAGUGUUACUGUCUCACCUGGAUGCCUACGCCGAGCUGUUCACGCAGAAAGAAUUGAAGAACAUCAUAUUGCCACAGGUUUUACUGGGGCUGCGCGACACCAGUGAUGCUCUGGUAGCUGUAACGCUGCAGAGUUUAGGAGUGUUAGUCUCCCUGCUCGGACCUGACGUUGUUGUAGGGGGCGACAGAACAAAGAUCUUCAAGUGCUCAGCGCCAAGCUUCACCAAAACCUCCGACCUUUCCCCUGAAGACUCUCCCACCCACAUAAUGAGCUGCCAGAGUAAGCAAACGUAUAAACCCCUGCAGAAUAAUCCUUCGGGAGUCCUCUUCAAGUGCCCCAACUCUGGAAAUACAUCCUUCAGCAACAAGAACCAUGUGCCAAGGCAAGACUCUCGUGUGGCCUUAAGGAAAGGGGAACAAGACGCUUCCUGCUCUUUGAAUGGUGUUCCUGCUGGAUUAAACCCAUUGAGGGACGAUGGUAGCUGCCCACUGGGAACUGAGAACACAACAGAGGAAUGGCCGGACUGGAGUGAGUGUGAGGAGCCAGAGACUGAGAAAAACGCAACUGUCAAUACGGAAACGCAAGAGUUCCAUGCCGGCAGUGGUCCCUGUCUUACCAACCAUGAUCUCACAGAUAAGAAAACUUGGGCCGAUGUGGCUCACAACCCUCCCUUUAAAAGCUCCUCAGGAAACAGGCCCAGUGACAUCGCAGAGCCUCGGCUCCCUCCCAGUAUGCUGGAGCUCAAAAGAGAAUCUAGAACUCUACCUUCGAAUUCUUCCUCUGGGCCUGGCAGCAGCAGUGAGGGUUAUGACCACAAGGACCUGUGGGACAAAAGCUCCAGGCAGCCCAAGGCGUCACAUCUGGAAAGGUCUCCAAAGUGGGAAUGCAGUUUAGGAGAGGAAUUCACGAUCCAGGUGAAGAAGAAGGAGUCGCAUGACCCUGAACUGGACUGGUUUGCUGAUAUGGUGCCAGACAUCAAACCUGCAUCGGCGCUCCUGAUUUUGCCAGAGCUGGGGCCCCACCCCGUUGCUCAGAGCAACUUAGAUGCAGUUUCCAGCAGUCUGGGUGAUGCUCAGAAGGUGCGGUUUUCUUCCAAAUUUGCAGCUGCUGCAGUUACAGAGGUAGAUGAUGUUGGCUGGGAAGAAGAGGAGGAGCUAAAGUGGGAAGAUGAAACCACCUGGUGACACCGGACCUUUGCUUGUGUUGGAGUUUGCUGCUUCUACUGUGCCCUGGACAAUUUUCUCUCCACAAGCAGCAAAAAACCCCUCAAUUUCUUCCUAGUUGGAACAAGUAUUUACUUUUCUAACCUGCAAGACGGACCUACUGCCCUCGGUGCUAGAAAAAAAGCUC